Daktulosphaira vitifoliae (grape phylloxera) is the source of this 1078-nucleotide messenger RNA. It is a transcript of the gene mRpL19, whose product is annotated as 39S ribosomal protein L19, mitochondrial. Gene Ontology annotation, molecular function: structural constituent of ribosome. The transcript has 6 exons. Gene Ontology annotation, cellular component: mitochondrial large ribosomal subunit; ribosome. Gene Ontology annotation, biological process: translation. Bases 125 to 1015 code for a protein of 296 amino acids. The record is from RefSeq and is a predicted model, not a curated record. NCBI's taxonomy places the organism in Eukaryota, Metazoa, Arthropoda, Insecta, Hemiptera, Phylloxeridae.
UGUGCUGUUAUCUAGAGGUUUAUUUAUUAUUCGCAUUAUCAAUAUUUGAAAUUGAAGCUAAAUAAAUUAUUUAAAUAGAAACAUUAUUAUUGUAAAUAUAAAUGGUCGUUAAAGAAAUUUUAUAAUGUAUUUAAAUAUUUAUAAGCUAAGUAAAGUUCAAUUUUCAGCUAUUCAGUUAUGUAGAUUCUCUACUAAAGUAAUUUCAAAUGAGCAACAUCUAUCAAAUGAUACUAAUUCUGAAAAAAUAUUGAAACCUGAGAGGAAAUCAGUUGUUCCAGCUAAUUCCAGAUAUAUUUAUCCAGAAUUUUUACCGGAUCCUAAAAUGCAGUGGAGAAAUUCAUUACGAGAAAAACUAGAACGUAUGGAUAUGAUUCAGAGAAGGAAACAUAUUGAUAUUCCUGAGUUUUUUGUAGGCAUUAUUAUGGCUGUUACUUCAUCUAAUCUACAUGCUCCAAACAAAUCAACACGGUUUGUUGGAAUUUGUAUUCAACGUUUGGGAUGUGGCUUAAGAGCAAAUUUUACUCUUAGAAAUAUUGUAAAACAUGUAGGAACUGAAAUGAAAUUUCAAUUAUAUGAUCCAACUGUACAGAAAAUAGAAGUAUUGCGUUUAGAAAAACGUUUAGAUGAUGAAUUAUUAUAUUUAAGAGAUGCCCCUAAUGAGUAUAGCUCAUAUGAUGAAAACAUGGAAGCUGAAUUUUUGCCUGAAGGCUCUCCUGUUCCAAUCAAUACAACAUUGGUUAAAUUGAAACCUAGACCUUGGCGUGCUAGAUGGGAAAGAAAAGGUAUGAAAGGAUUAGCUGAUUUAGAAUUAGAAGAACGUUUUUAUAAUAGAGCUGAAGAAUUAGCUACACCUUGGGAAAAAUAUGAUUUAAUGAAACAAUAUAGAAAAACUAUACCCGAAGAAGAACAAAAAGAAAUAUUUGCAGAAGUAUAUUCUGAACUUCAUGAAGUGGAAGUUACGCGAAAGAAAUUAAAAAGAAAGCGAGUGUUUGUCAAACCUAAUAAAACAAUCUAAUAUUGUUGUAGAAACUAUUUUCUAUAUAAUAAAUUUUAUUCAAUUUUUAUAGCAUAAAACAAA